CAAAAAUAUCAUCAACACAACAUUUGCAACGCAAGAUUACUAACAACUUCAGCAACACAAAGACAAGAUCAAAAGAGAGAUUGUAAUCACAUUUUGAGAGUUUUUGAGAUCGAAUAUGGUGGCUUCUCGGGUGGUUUGCAUGAUUGGAUGCCUAAUCCUUGUAGCUGCUAUGGUGCACGGUGCAACCGCGGCUACCUAUGAUUUGGAUUGGAAAAUUCCGCCUAACAAUUCCUCUGAUUACUACGAGGAUUGGGUUAGCAACAGGACAUUUCAGAUCGGAGACUCAGUUGUGUUCAAUUGGAACGGCACGGAUACGGCAGCGGACGUGCCUGAAUUCUACUACGAUAACUGCACAGACUUUGGGACAAUUCUAGUGAACAGUGGGGUUAUGGUUACCUUUAAGGUAAAUGGAACCUUCUACUACAUCUCCACCAUUGACACACACUGCGAACAAGGCCAGAAGAUACGUUUUGUUGUCGGAGACGGGGAAUUUGACGUCAAUGAGACCGGUGCUGCUGCUCCUCCUCCGCUGGCUUUCCUUGGUGGCUUCUCUCUGAUCAUCUCUUCCCUUGCAGUUUUAUUCUUCACUAAUUAUAUGUAAAUUUAAUUAGAAUUUCCCACCUAUAUAUAUACAUAUGUAGGUUCUAUAUAUUCUUUGUGUGUGUAUUGUUAAUAAUGGUGUAUUCUCAACAUAUGAAUGAAUAAUAUACUUUGUAGUAAUUGACGUGA
Molecule: messenger RNA, 729 nt
Organism: Tripterygium wilfordii
Lineage: Eukaryota; Viridiplantae; Streptophyta; Magnoliopsida; Celastrales; Celastraceae
Product: stellacyanin-like
Exons: 2
Coding region: 116-601 (161 amino acids)
Cellular component (GO): plasma membrane
Molecular function (GO): electron transfer activity
Source: RefSeq, a predicted model, not a curated record